Meira miltonrushii is the source of this 1538-nucleotide messenger RNA. RefSeq lists its product as uncharacterized. NCBI's taxonomy places the organism in Eukaryota, Fungi, Basidiomycota, Exobasidiomycetes, Exobasidiales, Brachybasidiaceae. Gene Ontology annotation, cellular component: nucleus. The transcript has a single exon. Gene Ontology annotation, biological process: rRNA base methylation. The record is from RefSeq and is a predicted model, not a curated record. Gene Ontology annotation, molecular function: 23S rRNA (adenine(1618)-N(6))-methyltransferase activity. Bases 17 to 1468 code for a protein of 483 amino acids.
CCCACAUUCGCGAUAAAUGCAUCAUCUUAAUCCUUAUGCAAAUCAAUCGCUGAAUUUCAUUGAAUUGCUGGAAAAGGAUGAUGGAUUAGCAAAGAUAGUAGGAAAAAGAAAAGAUGGUAAUUGGGAACAGAUUGAUUUCAAAAAUUCUUCUGUUUUGCGUGCGGUGACAGAAGCUACAUUGUUGCAUGAAUUCGGCAUAACCAUCACGCUCAAAGAGGACCGGCUUUGUCCAACAAUUCCUAAUAGGCUUGAUUAUUUGGCUUGGAUGGAGGAGAUAUGGAACAGUACAUGUCUACAUGAGCUCGAAGACUUCAUCGCAACUUCAAAUGAGGAGAUUGCCGCCGAUGCCAGACCACCAAAGCGCAAAAGAGUCGAAAGAGAGACCUCACUGCGAAUCUUAGACAUAGGAACAGGAUCAUCAUGCAUAUACCCAUUGUUGGGCUGUUCACUGCAUUCGAAUUGGGAAUUCAUAGGCACAGAUAUCGAUAAAGAGUCCCUAAAGAAUGCUCGAGAAGCGAUUCACGAUGCAAGGAACGACCGGAAUAGCGCUGCCAGUAAGGCAUCUCAUCCUCUCAAUUUAACAAAGCGUAUUCACUUGCUGGAAAGGGAAAGAGAUCAGUCACUCUUUCCAAGCUCACAGGAAGUAUGUGCAACAUGUCUGAAUCCCGUGCAUUCGACAUCGUCACCUUCAGAAGAAGGAUAUAUCUACCAUAUGACGAUGUGCAAUCCACCUUUCUACGCCAGUCAAGCUGAGAUGGAUGAAUCACUGCAAGCAAAAGCAACACCACCAAAUGCUGUCUGUCAUGGAUCCGCAAACGAGAUGAUUUGCGUAGGGGGCGAAUUAUCAUUCAUCAAGCAAAUGAUCGAUGAAAGCACAAGGAUGAAAGACGAGGUGAUCUGGUUUACGACCUUGAUCGGAAAGCUAUCGGAUGUGGAGCCGAUUGUGGAGGGAUUGCAAAAGCGAGACGCUUCACAUUUACAAGUGACCGAUUUCUUACAAGGAAAGACGAAACGAUGGGCGGUAGUAUGGACGUUUACUGCUUUUCGGUUGCCAAAGCUGGAAAAGGCCAACAAGUUAACUUCGCUGCCUGAAAAUAGUCAGCAUAUCUUUGAGUUGGAUGAACAUGGUGAUGUGAUCGAUUUCGCAACUCGCCUCAAGAACGAUCUUCGGGAUUCUGGCUUUUACGCCAACUUAGCCGAGGAUACAUUUCAGACAUCUACCCACCUUAUUGUCUUUGCCAAAGAGGACACAUGGACCCGCAAAGCUAGACGUUUGAAGGCUCGGGGUGCUGUCGUACAAACACAAGACUCCUCCCUACCAGUGGUCGGUGUCCGCAUCACAUUGCGAAAGACGGAAGGUAGACCUUUGACACAGAUGCUACUUGUUUGGAUCUAUGGACGUAAUAGACAACUCUUUGAUAGUCUUUGCAUGUCAAUUCGCAACCGGAUUUUGGCCAAGAACAAUUAAUCAAUGUACAUCAUUCAGACAAUACUCCACAUAUUGUACACUAAAAAGCAAUUUCAUUGAAGUAAAUCAU